Molecule: messenger RNA, 5466 nt
Organism: Mobula hypostoma (lesser devil ray)
Lineage: Eukaryota; Metazoa; Chordata; Chondrichthyes; Myliobatiformes; Myliobatidae
Product: RNA-binding Raly-like protein
Exons: 11
Coding region: 184-1194 (336 amino acids)
Cellular component (GO): nucleus
Molecular function (GO): RNA binding
Source: RefSeq, a predicted model, not a curated record
CCAACAGCUUGUUCUCUGUAUCUUACUGCCCUGCCUUUGUUUGCUGAAGUAUUCAAGCAAUCUGACAAACUCUUCCACAUCACUAAAUGACAACUGGAAGGUCGGAAGACUGCAGUUUGACGACCACUCACAAGGCUGUAAAAGGCUCUUCUGGCAUGCAAUCAAGGUUCCUUCUAAAGGAAAAUGACAAGUAAGUCAGUGACCAGUAAUGUGACCAAUAAAAAUGACCCCAAGUCCAUCAACUCCAGAGUCUUCAUUGGUAACCUAAACACAGCCGUUGUGAAGAAAGCAGAUGUGGAGGCCAUCUUUGGGAAGUACGGCAAGAUAGUUGGGUGCUCUGUGCACAAAGGAUACGCUUUUGUGCAGUACGUGUUCGAACGGAAUGCCAGAGCAGCGGUGGCAGGGGAGCACAACAGGAUAGUGGCUGGGCAGCCAUUGGACUGCUUCCCACCACGCAUCCGCCUCCAGCCAGGGGGCAGAGAUGCUCUGGACUGGCGGCACCUCUAUCGUCUUCAGUGCCACUCUGCAAUCAGCUGGCGGGACCUGCGACUUGAGCAGGAUAUCAACAUGGCCGGGGAGCCCAAACCAUAUCGACCCAAAGCAGGACAGAAACGACCUGUCAGCGCAUUGUAUGGAAGUGGCUAUGAGUUUGACUACGACUAUUACAGAGACGGUUUCUAUGACAGGAUGUAUGACUACCACAGAGUCCCCCCACCAAGUCGGGCAGUGCCUACAGUCAAACGCCAGCGCGUCAUGGUUCCCGUACCCCGCAGAAGCAAAAGCAACUUCCCUGCCAAGAGCGGCCCACGGGCAAUGACUGCUCCCACUCCAAUGUCUGGCACCAAAUUGAAAGCCGAUGAUCUACAGACAAUAAAGAAGGAGCUCACCCAGAUAAAGAUCCACAUCGACGGCUUGCUGAACAGCUUGGAGCGGAUGGAGAAACAGCGCAAAGCUCCGACUGAGCUAAAGGCUGAGGUCACCGCAACGCCAAACCGUAGCUCUGGUGAGGAGACGGCAGACAUCGCAGACGAUGCCACAGCUGACGAACAGACUGAGGGGGAGACACUGGAUGGCGGGGAGCUGGAAGGAGAUGAGAUUCUUGAGGAGGGUGAGGGCGUGGAGGAUGACUUCGACGAGGAAGGCACAGAUGACCUGAUGAAUAACCACACUCCGAAAACACCCGAUACACAGUAGAAACAGCCCUUGUGAGCAGCAGGGUUCAGUGAAUAACUGAUGGCAGAGACACCAGACAACAGACAAGACAAGGAGUGAAGAGGCAGUUGUAGCUUUCAUCGAAUCAACACCUGGCAGAGUUUGGGGAUUCCUCUGGACAGUUUGGUGUCCAGUCACCUUUGGCUUCGGUGUGUACAAUGCCUUUUGCUGACAACUCUGUCACCUUGCUUUUUGGAUCUCACCAGUGCUUGGGACGACUGACCUCCCACUUGUAUUAUAGCUGUAAAUUCUUUUCCCAUUCCUUGUGGGUUUUUUUCAAUAACAUUUGUUCCCAAUUCAUAAGAUUCUGGGAACAUUUUCAGAAGUUGGUGUGAAGAGCGAAUGUAAUGCUUUUAGGAAAACUGGACGUUUUUAACUGUCUUGUUUUUGUUUACCUUUGAACAACACCUUCUCUGUGUGUUCAGUGCUGACGUACAAAACACGGAAGUCUUUAGUAACACAAAACUGAGAGAGUGCUGCCUUGUCAAAGGUGCUGUUUUGUUUUCAGAUUAGAUGAUAACCCCAAAGGUUUCCCUGCCCAAUCAGUGAGAAAUAUGACAAAUCCUGUGGAACAACUGGAUUGGCUGUAGGAGGGAGGUCACUCUAGUUUCCUACCCAAUGUUUAACCCUCAACUGAUCUCAUUUAAUGGAUAAAGAGUCUGCAGAUGCUGGAAUCUGGAGCAACAAACAACAGAACAUGGAACAUAGAACAAUACAGCACAGUGCUGGCCUUUCAGCCCAUCAUGUUGUGCUGACCCUUUAACCUAUUCUCAGAUCAAUCUAAACCUUCCCCCGCACAUAGCCCUCCAUUUUUAUAUCAUCCAUAUGCUUAUCUAAGUGUUUUUUGAAUGUAUCUGCUCUACCACCUCCACGCACCCACCACUCUCUAUGUGAAAAAAAAUUUACCCCUGACAUCCACCCUAUACUUUCUUCCAAUCACCUUGAAAUUAUGCCCCUCAUAUUUGUCAUUUCCACCCUGGGAAAAAGUAUCUGGCUGUCCACUGAUUUUAUGCCUCUUAUCAUCUUUUUUUCAAGUCACCUCUCACUCUUCUUCACUCCAGAGUAAAAAGCCCAAGAUUGCUCAACCUACCCCCAAAAGACAUGCUCUCCAAUUCAGGCAGCAAGCUGGUAAAUCUCCCCUGCAGCCUCUCUGAAUCUUUCACAGCCUUCCUACAAUGAGGUGACCAGAACUGAACAGCAUAUUCCAGGUGUGGCCUAACCAGUGUUUUACAGAGCUGCAACAUUACCUCGAGUCUGGAGGAAUUCUAAGGGUUGAGCAGCAUCUGUGGGAGGAAGGAAUGGUUGACAUUUCAAGUCCUGAUGCAGGGUUUCAACCCAAUUGACAAUUCCUUCCCUGCACAGAUGCUGCUCGAACCAGAGCUCCUCCAGCAGAUUCAGUAAAAUAACUGGCUACUUAUCUCACUACUUGCACCGCACUAUCUGAGUGCCCCAUUUCUUGCUUUACAGAUUUAUCUUGGAAUAUAUUUCAUUUUCUGUAGAGACAUCGGGCAUCCCAAAAUGCUGUUUAAGUGCAGGUUUAUUUUUUUAAUUUUAUGAUUAAUGACACUGCUGGAUUUCAUUCUGGCUGCUUAGCUUGGUGUGCAGUUAGUGCUUGGCAGCAUUGUUCAGAGAGAGAAUGAGAAGUUUGCCACAUUAACCACGAUGCCAAGGAGGAAGGGAGCCUGCACCAAAUUGCCCUCAGUACCCACAGCCCUCUCUGUCUAGGUUUAGGGAAGAAGCAUAAUUAGUCACAGAUCCGUGGCCAUUCACUUCAUAAACCCAUUUCCCAACUAAUUUCCCUGUAACCUUUUUUUCAUCCUACAUAGCCAUAGCACCACUCGCAACCCCCACCCCCCGACACCUAAAUUCUCCUAUUGCCCACCCACCUACGGAUGAGAUGUGGUUUACACUGGAUAGUUAAUUGCCCACUCAUAGCGAAAUGUCAUGGAAACAGGCCCUUCAACCCAGCUGACCAAGAUUCGUAUCUAAACAAGUCCCAUUUGACUGGAUCUGGCCCAUAUCCCUCUGAACUCUUCCUAUCCAUGUACCUUUUGAAUAUUGUUAACGUACAGUAUCUGUCUCAACCACUUCUUCUGGCAGCUCAUUCAUAUAUGAACCACCCUCUGGUGGAAAAGCUGCCCUCAGGUACCUGUUAUGGCUCUACCCCUGUCACUUUAAACCUAUGCCCCCCCAGUUCUUGAUUCCCAAACCCUGGAUAUCCCUGUACAUGCUCCUCAUGAUUUUAUAGACAAUCUCUAACAUCACCCACUCAUCUCCUAUGCUCAGAUGAAAACAGUCCCAACCUGCUCAACCGCUGGGUCUGCUAUCUGCCCUCGAGUCCCGGAAACAUCUUUGUAAAUUUCCUCGGCACUCUCUCCAGCUUAAUGACAUUCAAGUGACCAAGACGGAAUGCAGUAGUCUGACAAUAAACCGCAGCACCCAAAGGAAUCACAGAUGGUUGCAGAUGAAAUGACCAAACUCCAGGCCAUUAUUGCACCUGGCAGUGUAAGGCAGCAGCACUACCCUCUGCACCACAGGACCACAUGCCUUGUUGGAGUUGCCCAUGAACUAUGGGUGGAGAGAUCUUGGAAGACCCGCCAUUGACACUUGGUAAUGGGCUCAAGGCAUCAGAGAAGAAAAUGGCAGGCAGUAGAGGGAGGAGGCUGAAGACAGGAGGGGCCAUUCAGCCUCUCGUAGCUGUUCCACUCCACCACUGGAUCAUCCUCAACCUGUACCUCAGCUCCGUUUAACCACCUAGCCUCCAUAUUCAACAAAAAAGUCAUUUAAAUUUGUACAUUUCCAGUGCUUUUGGAGGAGAGAAUUUCAAGUUUCCACUUGGCUUUAUAAACAUCAUCCCAAUUGGCCUCACUGUAAAUGAAAAAAUAGACUCCCUUCCUUUCUGGUUUCCCAGUAGCCAACCACUUUAAUGUCAAUCUCCAUUCCACUCUGACAUGUCAAUUCACGGCCUCCUCUACUGUCACAAUGAGUCCACUCUCAGGUUAGAGGAGCAACACCUUAUAUUCCAUCUGGAUAGCCUCCGAACUGAUGACAUGAACAUCGAUUUCUCUAACCUCUGGUAAUUGUUCCCUCUCUUCUCACUUCUUCCAUUCCCCCUUGGCUCUGAUCUUACUUCUUCUCCACACCUGCCUAGCACCUCCCCUUGGUGCUACCAUGAUCAACACUCCUCUCCUAUCAGAUUCCUUCUUCCUCAGCUCUUUACCUUUUCUAAAUAGCGCCUUCCAACUUCUCACUUCAACCUCCAUCACCCACCGACCUAAUUUUCUUGUCUGGCCUCACCUAUCAUCAGCUUCCCCUCGCCCGACCUUCUUCUAGUUCGUCCCUCGUCCUUUCCAGUCCUGAUGAAGGCUCUCUGCCCCAAACAUCAAUUGUUUAUUCCUUUCCAUAGAUGCAGAGUUCCUCCCGCAUUUUGUACGUAUUACACUAAAUGUUAAAGUUAUAGGUCAUUUAAGAUAUUAUCAUGUUUGCUGAGGCCUCCGGAGACGCAAGAGAUUCUGCAGAUGCUGGAAAUCUUGAGUAACACUCACAAAGUGCUGGAGGAACUCAACAGGUCAGUCAGCAGCUGUAUGGAGGGAAAUCAAUUGUUGACGUUUUGGGCCAAGACUCUUCGUCAGGCCUCAUAACAAAGAGUCAGGGUCCGAACCAUUGACUUUUUAUUUCCCUCUAUGGAUGCUGUCUGACCUGCUGAGUUUCUCAAGCAUUUUAUGUGUAUCACUGAGGCCUUUUUUUUCAGCAAUACCUUUUUGAGGUUAUCUCCAAACAAAUUGACCUGUGGCUUUCAUCUGUAAAGUGGGAUAAUGGAAUAGAAUAAUGUUACUGUGUGUCUAAGCACAAUCCUCUUCUUGCCUAUAGUCACCUGAAUGGUGAUGCCAUGCAAGAAGAGAGGGUUUGGGAACACGUGUUUUAUGUGUGUUUAAAUGUAAAGGAAUGUUCAGUGUUGCCUCCUCUUAGUUCAUCAUUUUAAUUUUGAAGCACUUGUUUCAGCUUGUGGCAAUUCAUCUCUUUCCUUCUCCUCUUCUCCUGCACCCCUCCCAUGCCCUCACUUUGUGAGAUGGUGAGAUCAUUGAGGUAUACCCUCGUACAAGAUGCUUCAGCUUCAGUUUUGGCUCUCACAAUGAAUAUUCGGGAUGUAGGAACAUUCGGAUUAUGGGAAUAUGUUGACCAAAUGGAGAUCCUUCAACUAUUUUCAUGAUAAUGUUCAGAAAAAAUAACUGCUUGAAAAAAAAAUCACUAUAC